UUGUUAUAAUAAGAAACCGAUGAGCGUGACUCUACACAGAAACACAUUAGAGUAGAAGAAGAAUCGGAGUUGAAAACCAGAGAGAGAAAAUCAUGAGCCGUGGAAACCAGCGUUUUUGUAACCUUAUGUUUGAUGGUGCAUCAAGUGGGAAUCCGGGACCAGCUGGUGCAGGAGCUGUACUAUAUGAUGAAGAUUGGUGUCUGCUCUAUCGAUUCCGUGAAGGACUGGGCUAUCAAACAAAUAACGCUGCUGAGUAUCGUGCUUUAAUUUUGGGACUUAAUCAAGCAAUCUAUAAAGGAUAUAGGAACAUCAGUGUGCAUGGAGACUCCUUGCUUGUUGUCAAUCAGUUUCUGGGUAUAUGGAAAAUCAACAACCCGCGUUUAAGGAACUUAUGCGAUGAGGCUUUGGAGCUAGCAGAUAACUUUCACUCACUCCAGAUUCAACACAUUCCUAGGGAAUGUAACACUGAAGCUGAUGCUCAAGCAAACCGGGCCAUUUAUCUCCGAGAUGGUCAAGUUGAAGAAGAUCGAUAUAUCUGAUCAUCAAAUAGCAUGCCACUGUCAAAAUCUAUAGGCAAACUAUGUUACAUUUUUGCCUAAAACAAUUUACCAUAUUUGGUGUUUGACAUGUGACACUGAAUAUCAAAGGUCAAAUGUUGUUUACAAUUUUGUUAUUUUGAACAUGCCAUGACUUGUAGAUGCCCGCCAUUUGCUUAGGGAAUUAAAAAAACUGAGUUAUGUUUGGAUUGUUAUAUUUUUAUGCUAUUCUACUUUUACUGCUGUUAUCUCACAGCAUUGUUUCUACUAA
Molecule: messenger RNA, 807 nt
Organism: Medicago truncatula (barrel medic)
Lineage: Eukaryota; Viridiplantae; Streptophyta; Magnoliopsida; Fabales; Fabaceae
Exons: 6
Coding region: 93-539 (148 amino acids)
Molecular function (GO): RNA-DNA hybrid ribonuclease activity; nucleic acid binding
Source: RefSeq, a predicted model, not a curated record